AUGCCAGCGGGAACACAGGGAGGCAAGAAAAAGCCGUUGAAGGCGCCCAAGAAGGUCGUGGUUGAGACCGAGGAGGACGUCGAGUUCAAGAAAAAACAAGCCGAAGAAAAGAAGCAACUUGAGGCUGCCCGCAAGGAGCUGCUACAGAAGCAGGCCGCCAAGAAGAAGUGA
Molecule: messenger RNA, 171 nt
Organism: Babesia bigemina
Lineage: Eukaryota; Apicomplexa; Aconoidasida; Piroplasmida; Babesiidae
Exons: 3
Coding region: 1-171 (56 amino acids)
Source: RefSeq, a predicted model, not a curated record